AGUAAUAAUCAUAGAUAAUAGAUCUACAAAGGGUAAUAAUUAAAUGAGAUUAUUGCUCCAUUUUCCUUGAAAAAUAAGUAUUCACGAACAGUUUGUCGUUGGCAUAUUUAGAUUUCACAGAAAGUUCCCUAACGGCAUAGAUGAUAAUGAAUAGUGUACAGGACAUACAUUGUCAACAUUUUGUGCAAAGAAAAAAUCGUUUUUGUCGAAUGACUGUUAAACCACAUGAAAGCUAUUGCGGCGAACAUAAACCUACUACAUUUAGUGCCACAAACGUGGUUGAAAACGAUGUAAAUGCCUCGACAGAUAGAAUUCAAUGUCCUUUAGAUAAUACACAUACCUGUUACAAAAGCAGAUUAAGCCAACAUCUAAAAAAAUGUAACGCUGGAAAAGAGCCUUCUCUGCCUUAUAUUAAAAAGGAUUAUAAUAGAGUAGAAGUGAAGAAUGUUAUGAAAAGAUCUUUAAUGCAAUAUUCACACAGUGAUAUUGUUGAGGUUAUCAAAAAAGUAAAUCAAGUAUAUAACAAGCAUAUUAGUGGUUCUAUUACAUCUGUAGACACUACACAUGAUAUAUUAAAGGAUGAAAUAGAAUGUCCUCAAUAUGGCAAAACAACUCUUAAACAUUUAUUGCAAACAUCCUCACUGAUAGGAAUAUUAGAUUUGUAUAAUCUCUUACAACCAGAAACAUGUUAUGUUGAAUUUGGUGCAGGAAAAGGGAAAUUGAGUUUUUGGUUAGCAAAAUCCAUCAGUAACUUAUCUAAUUCAUCAGUUCUUUUGAUCGAAAAGGCCUCUCUUAGACACAAAUUAGAUAACAAGCUGGAAAAGGGCAAGGAUUUAGUUUAUAGAAUCCGAGCAGACAUUGCUGAUGUUGUGUUAGAAAAUAUAGAUAUGGUUACCAAGAGAAAGCAGGUUGUUGGUGUCACAAAACAUUUGUGUGGAGAGGCAACUGAUUUGGCAAUAAAAUGCUUGAUAGCUGCAAAGAAAGAAAAGCCAGUUUUAGGUGCUUUAUUAUCUUUUUGUUGUCACCAUCAGUGUCAGUGGGAGAGCUAUGUUGGAAAAAACUUUUUUAAGAAUGUUGGAUUAUCACAUGGAGAUUUUGAAAUUAUGUGUGGGCUAGUAAGUUGGGCCGUUUGUGGAACAGGAAAGAGCAGAGGCAAUCAAUCAAAGGAAAAUUUAAACAGUAGUGAAGGAGCAUUGAACAUCAGUUUAUCAGAAAUGAAAAAUAUAGGGUUUAAAUGCAAACACAUUAUUGACUGGGGUAGGAAAUGUUAUUUGGAUGAAUUAUCCUUCUAUUCAGUUCUACAUUAUUAUGUUAAUCCUAAUGUUACAUUAGAAAAUGUUUGUAUUGUCGCUAUUAAUGAAGAAUUAAAGAAAUAAAGCAACAAAAAGCAAAACAAAGAUAAUUUUAAAUC
This is a messenger RNA of Agrilus planipennis (emerald ash borer), 1411 nucleotides long. RefSeq names its product tRNA:m(4)X modification enzyme TRM13 homolog. The record is from RefSeq and is a predicted model, not a curated record. The coding region runs from base 141 to 1376 and encodes 411 amino acids. NCBI's taxonomy places the organism in Eukaryota, Metazoa, Arthropoda, Insecta, Coleoptera, Buprestidae. Gene Ontology annotation, biological process: tRNA methylation. The transcript is spliced from 7 exons.